Messenger RNA from Pseudonaja textilis, 6361 nucleotides. RefSeq names its product proline and arginine rich end leucine rich repeat protein (gene PRELP). Gene Ontology annotation, molecular function: protein binding; heparin binding. The record is from RefSeq and is a predicted model, not a curated record. Lineage: Eukaryota; Metazoa; Chordata; Lepidosauria; Squamata; Elapidae. Gene Ontology annotation, cellular component: extracellular exosome.
AAUCUCUGAGGAACAAAACCAGAGAAAACACACACAGCUUGGAAGAGGCUCACAUUUGUAUUAGGACUGGAUCAGAGUGAGAGAGGGAAGAAGGAGGAGGAGGAGGAGUAAAGUGGGGGACAAAGAGUCCGGAAGUUAAAGAACACAAAAGCAGGCAGGAGGAAGACAGGUGUCAACAGAACUCUGUUGCUCUGAAGGUGGAACCAAAUCUAAUGUUAUACAUUCAAAAGAUGUUGAUUACAAUUAAGUAAAUGGUUUAAAAGAAGAUGCAACUCAAGAGACAGCAGUUGGCCAUCUCUAACUCAAGCACUAGGAGCUAAAUAUAACUGUGACCUUCUCUGGAUUCUACUUUACCAUGAAGAGGAUUGCCAGAUUGAUUUUCCCACUCAUUUUUUUGCUGAUCUGUGAGGUAAAUGGACAGAGGCGCAAACCUCCCAAACCUCCCAAGAAACGUCCGACUCCUUCACUCCCUGAGCCAGUUGAACCGACCGAGUUCCCUCCACCUCUUCCCCCAGGACCACCCUCAGUUUUUCCAGAUUGUCCCCGAGAAUGCUUCUGUCCCCCAGAUUUUCCUUCAGCCAUUUACUGUGACAGCCGCAACCUGAGAAAAGUCCCACUCAUCCCACCCAGGGCCCAGUAUGUGUACCUACAAAACAAUUUCAUCGAUAAGAUCUCUGAAGAAUCUUUCAAGAAUGCGACAGGGCUGCGGUGGAUCAGUUUGGACAACAACCGCAUUGAUUCAGUGGGAUCACAAGUACUACAAAAGUUGGAUAAUCUUGUCUUUCUGUACAUGGAAAAAAACUUCCUUAAGGAAGUGCCCAACAACUUGCCUCCCAAUCUUGAACAACUUAGGCUGAGCAGAAACCGUAUCUCCAAAAUCCCUGAAAAUGUAUUCAGCAAGUUAGAUCAACUCCUCCUUUUAGAUCUUCAUCAUAAUCAACUGGAUAAUGGAGACUUCAAAAAGAACACCUUCAAGGGGCUCAAGAACCUCAUGCAACUCAACCUGGCUCAUAACCGGCUAAGCAAGAUGCCUCCUGGGGUUCCCAAAGCCAUUCACCAGCUCUUUCUUGAUGAGAAUCAAAUUGAUAAUAUCCCCAACAAUUACUUCAAAGAUUUCUCCAAUUUGGCCUUCAUCAGGCUUAACUAUAAUAAACUGUCUGACAAAGGAUUGCCUAUCGACACUUUCAACAUCACCAAUUUGCUGGUUUUGCAUUUGGCAUACAACAACCUCACCAGCAUCCCCUAUAUCAGCCCCAAGUUGGAGCACCUCUACAUGAAUGACAACUCAAUUCAAAAAAUCAAUGGGACUCAGAUAUGCCCCACUUCUCUGGUCUCUCUUAAUGCAGCGUCUUCAGAUCUUGAAAAUGUGCCACGUCUUCGCUACCUGCGCCUUGACGGCAACCUACUGAAGCCACCCAUCCCUUUGGACCUGAUGCUGUGUUUCCGACUCUUGCAGUCGGUUAUAUAUUAAGCCUUGCAGCAAUUGCCACUACUUGGAACUUUGGCUUUGCACAGUGACUUGAUUCCAGUCUAUGUUAGACAAGGAGAAUAUACCUUAGCAUCUCUACCCAGGCUUUUCCUGCUCCACUCUGCUUCAUUCUUCUUUGGCUGCUGGAAGCUCUGUGCUUUGUGCAGCUCUCUUUUAUACAGCAUUUUAUGGAUGCUUUUUGCCCCUCAAAUGUUGCAAGGAGUCUUCUGAGAUAGGUGCAGCCUUCACAGAAGAUCAUGGCAAUAUUACAAUAUUGAUUUCUGCUAUAUUGCCCUUUAUCUAUAUACUAGAGUGAGAGAGAGAGAGAGAAGGAAGCAUGCCUAAAUGUAUUUAGCAUGCAGCAUUUCUUUUACUGCCUUGCUGUCUAGAGCUUCGCAAAGCAUUACUGGCUUUCCGACAUCACCAAGCAUACAAAAUAACUUAGAUUUGUUAUCACUGAAACAAGCAAUAUAACUUCAUUUAGAUGGAUACAACGUUAACGUGCCAUUGUCUAAUGAUGCUGAAUUAAUAGGUGAGGGAUAGUCAGAUUAACAGGUAUAAUAAAUAGCUUUAGCAAGUGUGACCAAAUACACAGUGUACUGUACAUAGCAGGUUGCAUACUGUGCAGGCGAGGCAGUAUGGAGAAGAUGAAAUGAAGAAUAAUGGAGAAUUUUCUUCCUGUUUGUGCUCUUUGGGAAUUAAACUGCUUUGCACUGUGGAAUGUAAUGAGCAGCUAAAUACAGCACGACCUUCAGGACUGGUGAUGACAUGCUUAGCAGCAAUAAGUUAGACGACCUCCUCAUCUUCAUAAAUUUACUCCACAUAGGUUGGCUGAAACUCAAAUGCAGUGCUAAAGAGGAAUAAAGCAAAUCCAGCCCUAGACAGAAAUUGCCACCCAAUAGGGUGACAUACUUGAACAGGACAAAUCCAUCAUUAUCAUGAUGAUUUCAAGAUUAUCUUCACAUCUGAUUCCUCCUCCCCAAGUUGCACCUAUGGAUUAUGUCAUUAAUCAAUGGAGCAAUCUGUACUCCUUGAGGACCCAGGGCUUUGCUAGCUUUCUAUGCAUGGUAAUCAGCAGCCUUAGCAACAGUUAUCCAGGCAUAAUGAAGGAAAUUAAUCCUCCCCCUUUGUUACACUAGAAAUGUCGCUGCCCUCCUGAUAAAGUCAUACAAGUGGAGGAUCAAUAAAUAAAUGUUAAAUUGUACUUGAAAAAUAUUUUAGCAGUGGCUGGAACCACAGUACCUAUGGUUGAUAUGAUAUCCAUAAUACCAAAACAUGGCAUACAUAUUUAAAACCUCAUCCACAUUUCUAACACAGAAUCUUGCAAGAUCAGAGCAUUCAUGCCUUUAGUCAUUUUUUAUUUUUAUUUUUUUUAAACUGGGGAUAUUGUGCCAAAUCUUAUGAUGGUACUCCAAAAUGUUGUUGAUCUGUGAGCUCUAACAGUGUGCAAAUGUAAGUAAAUGCAAAUAAUCAAGUAUUAGCAGACUUACCGUAUGGUGUACAGGGACAAAAAUCUCUGUUAUGGGAAAGCCAGAAGGAGCUAUUUAACAUGGUCUUCCCAUUUCUUGUGCUAUUCUUUGUUUGUGUUAUAUUUUGAAUAUAGAAAGAAUAAAGCUGUUCAGUAACAGGCAAUGAAGUACAAAGUAAGUAAUCCUUUUUUUAAAAAGCACUUGCAGAGCACUAAUUCAGAGACACACCCAAACAAUGUGAGCUCUUUUUGGGUACUCUGGAUGAAAUUAUGAAAAACAUACAGAUCACAUUAAAGAAAAUGUUUCUGCUUAAACUUUUUAUGAAAGCUCAUCUGGGAACAAAGCCUUCAGACUCACUGAGAAAAUGUCUCAGUGAAAGUACCACCCUGUACAAAAAACAAAAUACAUGUUUUUUUUUAAAGCACAAUAUGAAUUUUUACUGAAUCAGCAAAAUCAAAGACAAGCCAAAAUCAAAGCUACAAGAAUGAUAGUCACAUGAUCAUCCAUUUACCAGAUGAAUUUUGUAUCAUACAGCAAUCACUAUGUUAUUUACCCUCCCAGUUGGGCCCAAGGGGAUUUCUACAAAUAAAUACGAUGCUAGAAUGUAAUGUAGUUUAAGCCAGUGCCUUUCAAGUUGUUUUUAAAACAUUGCUUUAAAACAGAUCAGCUUCCUAAUAUUUUACAGCAACCUUUUAUUUUUCAGAAGUAAGAAUGGACAGAGAGCACCGGUAUUGCUAAAGAAGGUCUCUGAACACCUUUGUGGCCACAGGUAGCCAUUCCUUUUCCUAAUUUUAUUAUCCAUUUAUUUUCCAUUUUCCCAUUAGAUCAGUUUGUCUGUUUUGAAAUCAACCGAGUCCUCUCAGAGUCUCCAAAUGUCAACUGUCCCUUCCUCAGGGGAACAUUACACUUUGCAUUACCCUUUGCAACAUUUUACAAAUUAAAGAGGCUUCACAACUGAGAUUGUUAUUAUUCUUAUGGUUGAUCACAGAGUCAGCCAGAUGUUUAGACUGGAUUUGGCUUUUUUAUCCAUCUUCCCAUAUUGUUUGAUGGUGUUAAAGGUAUCUUCGCAGGAUGUAAGCUUUUCCAGGUAAAGCUGCCUUUUGCAAUUGACUGAUGGGGAUUUUUUAUCACUAUUAAUGGUGUUCAAGCGAUGCUCCAUAGGUUUUCGAAUUGCAUCCAAGGAACCUAUUAUUAUGGGUACUAUCUUUGCUUUCUUUUGGCAUAGUCAUUCUAUUUCAAUUUGCAAGUCUUUGUAUUUUAUUAUUUUCUCCUGCUUUUCUAUGUUGCCAAUCUUAGGUGCUUCAAUAUCCACUAUCCUGAUUUUUAUUUUUCUUAAUGACAAUUCUUUAGCAAAACUGUCAUUAAAUGGACUGUGUGGCCAGUAUUCGUCUGUUGGAAUUCUAAAGUCUCAGAGCAUUUUAAUCUUUUUAAUGUACUGGCCAUGUAAUAUGUUGUUUUCCCAUGCCUCUUUUCUGUUCUUCAUUUGGGUUUCUUGUAGACCAGUUUGGUCCAGUAUGCAAUAAGAUUUUCUGGUAUAUUAGCUUCGCAGCAUUUUCUUUACUGUCCUUCAGAUAUUCUUCCAAUGCCAUUUUUUCUUAUUCUACAUCUGAUGUAUGUACAACAUUCCAUGUCCACCUAUUUUUCUUGGUAAGUAGAGUUUGUCAAUGUCACCCCGAGGGUGAAGAGCAUGAUUCAUUGUCAUUAUUUUCCUAGCCUUCCUAUCCAGAGCUUUUAGCCCUGCUUAACUCUAAUCCAUUAUUCCAUUUGUGUAUCUAAGGACUGGAAUUGCCUAGAUGUUAAUUAUUUUGAUGGUAUUUCCUUCACUGAGUUUGGAUACAUCCAUGUAAAGGAGGUGGGAUAGCCUGGCAAAUGUUUUUAAUGUUUGAUAGCAAUGGCCUGAGUUAUUCAGUAUCGUUGACAGAGGAAUCAGUGCAUUGACAAACAGUAGUGCUUAUAGUAAGUCUCCUUGAAGGAUUCCUCUCUUGACAUUAACCUGUCUCAAUCUGUCACAAUUGACCAGCAACUCUGUCUUCCAUUGCACCAUUGAUCUUUGCACAAAGCUUCUGAGAUUUCUACUGAUACCUGUUAUUUCUAGGCAUUUGAUUAUCCAAUCAUGUGGCAGGAUAAAAUGCUUCUUGUAAUUAAUUCACACUACAUUGAAGCUGAUUAUCCUUCUUUUGCAGUUUUCUAGAAUCUUGCCAAUUAGGAGCUGAUCUUUUGUUCCUCUGCUGUUUCCUUUCUGUUUAGGUGGAAAGAGCUUGUUUUCAGUCAGAUGUUAUCAGACUGCAUCAGAUACCAUACCAGUUAGUAAUUUGAAAGUUGUUGGUAAGCAGUUAAUUGGCCUGUAGUUUCCUGGUCUUACCCCUUUUGCUGGAUCGUUAUCAGAUAGGUUUUCUAGAUGUUAACUAAUCUUCAAUUUCACCUUCUUGCAGUAUGUUGUGUCAUUAUUUUUCUACAGCAAUUCUUAUGCAUAUAUAGUAUAAAUCCUUAUCUUGAUGGCAAAUUUUAUGCAAUGUUAGAUGCACUUUUUAUAUUUAACAUUUGUAUAUUUUAAAAUACAAAUAGUAGAUGCUGGAAGUUGGUCAUUAUGAGAUACAGUAUGGCAAGCAGGCAAUAAAAGUCUGCCUGUCCUCACUCAUCCUGUCCUUGUAAAAAUGACUUAUUGGAGGAUACCUUCUAAGAGAAAAUUUCCUGUAGGCACUAAGGAGUUUUGGUUGCCUUUUAAAAAAUACAGAGAAUAAGUGUGAAAAAAUAGAUAAUAUCAAACCCUUCAUCAGGUCUGCAAGAUACAUUUUUAUUUCUCUUGUAUUAUGCUAAAAAAGAAUUAAAGUUGGGAAGGUGCAGUACAGUCAAGGUAAUAGAAUAAGAAUCCCUAGGUUAUCCAGGCUCAAUAAGCAAAUCACCAGAUCCAAUGUCUACAUGGAAGGUUACAUGCUUUUAUAUUUAAACUGUUGCGCUACCUGAUCUGGGCUGCAAACAAUUGGAUAACUAUUAAGAUAGCAGUGAAAAAAAUUCAGUUAGGAGGGGAAGGGGAGUUGUAUGCAGGGCAUCCCAACUGUAUUUUGAGACAUCCUAUAUCAUUACUGUUAUCUAGUGGUCUCCUGGACUUUUAUAGGUCAGAUUUGUAUCCCUUUGUUAAGCCCAUUUAAGGGCUGACACAGUCCAUGAUUCUGACAUCGCAGUCAAAACAGACUUAUUUCAAGAUGCUUAUGUUCUAGCUCCUUUCCCCUUCCCUCUCCUUUCUUGCUUCAAAAAAGACAAAUUAUCCAAUAUCAUGAAAGCUUCUCCUUUCCUGGAACACUGUCUUUCUGUGUCAUUACAUUAAAGGCAUUAAAUCUCUCACUUGUAAGUUCAUCCUAUGUCUGUAACCCACAACAGUGUUUCUAUUGUGUAUUUUCUUCAUAAAAAGGUAGGGUUAAAUGUG